Molecule: messenger RNA, 1641 nt
Organism: Alternaria arborescens
Lineage: Eukaryota; Fungi; Ascomycota; Dothideomycetes; Pleosporales; Pleosporaceae
Exons: 1
Coding region: 1-1641 (546 amino acids)
Source: RefSeq, a predicted model, not a curated record
AUGUCUCGCCAAGUAUCGUCUCCGCCAGUCUCUCCUUCCACUCUCUUAGACUCUGAGCAGAACAUAGCCACGAUAUCGCGUCAUGAUAGCAUUAAUUCGGCGCAGGACUUGGAGGUUGCCGAGUUGAGGAGACAGAUCGAAAAGCUUCAAGCGACAGAAACCAGUCUAAUAUGGCAGUGCGAUGAGGCAUCUCGAGAACUGAAAGCUUGUAAGAGUGACCUCGCCAAGGAGAAGCAAGAGGCGCGUACUUUUGCCGGUAAGUUGAGCAAAGAGAGCCGAAACCUUGGUGCCCUCAAUGACGACAUGGUCACAUUGCGGAAAGACACUGAACGCCAGAUUUGCGACAUUGAGUCAAAGUUGGAUCAGGAAAGGAAGAAGCGAGCCAAAAUCCAGCAAAACGCCAAUAGGACUAUCACAAAGUUACGCUCCGAACUUGAUGCAAACCCUUAUCAACCUAGCCCUGUCUCCCACCUCCAGGACACCAUCAAGUAUCUCCAGAAGGAGAACGCUCACCUCAAGAAUAUACACCAUGAGGAUGGCUGUGAAGAGCACAGGAAUUUCAUCUUUCAUCAACUUGAAGAUGCGAAAGGAAUGCAGGCUGCCGCCGAGGCAGAAACAGAAGGUCUUCGCCAUCUCGCAAAUGCUAAUGCUGACCUGAUAGAGGAGCAUGUUAAUAAUGUGGAAAGUAUCAAGGCACUGAUACAGCAGACUGACAGCUACGGCGCUAAAGUUGAGCAGCUUCAAGGAAAUGCCAAAGAGCCGCUCGCCAAAGAGCACUUCACUUCUGGCAUGAUCAAAGAUGCCGACGCCAACCAUUACUUAAACCAACUUUUGAGCUUUUCCGCGAUCACAUAUCUUGACACUGUUCCUGUCGCUCCCGAAGACAACGAAGUCGAGAUUGCGGAAUACAUACACCGUUUGCGCGCCGCCGACCUGGAAAUCAAAGUCCUCAGUUCAGAUCGCAACGCUCCGCCUAAGUCGUGUACUCCAGUGUAUCCAGCAUCAGCUGCACUCGGGCUCUCAACGGUCUUUUGCUUGGCAUCGGAGCCUGAGGCAGCUUCAUCAAUCAGGUCUUCGCUGAAAUUUUCUGAUUUGCAAACCGUCUCGACAACGCCGCGUACGCCUGUCCCUACGACCAACCCAUUAAACAACCCUGCCUUGCUAGCUGGGCUUGAGGAUCUCGGUAAGUCGAUCAUGAGUCUCAGCACUGUACCAUCUCUCAACCGAAUGGUCCAAUCUUCCACAGAGCUGCAGGUUACACCCCUCCCCACUGUCGCCCUGACAAUCAAUAUCCAACCUACCGACAAGCGCAACUAUUCGUUGCUGCAACGCGUUCAAAGUGCAAUCUCUGCGACAUCGUCUCUCGAUAUCCACGGCCCUAAAGAAUCUGUUAACCAACUUGUAGCUAGCAUGCACGACGUCGAGGCGGAUCAUGCCGAGAAGAGCAAACUUGUCGUACAGUUGGAAAUGGUCUCCAAGCAAUACCUUGCAGAUAUAGACGUUCUAGAAGCACAGAUUCGAGAUAAAAGGAAGUGCUUAGAUCCCGAGCAUCGCAUAAUGGCUGAUGAGCUCGAGGCCAAGAACGUGCAAUUCGCUAUGCAGGAGCAGCUUCUGGCCGAUUGGGGGAGACGGACUGGAUGA